AUGGCUGCUCCAGACGAAAAGACAAGCGGCAUCCUGACUGAAGCUGCUCCUGAUGGUUCAGUAGUUGGACAACCUACAGCUGGGGCCAGCCCAGAGUUGGCGAAUAGCUCUGAAGAUGAGAAACCCAAGCAUGAGUUCAACGAACAGACAAAUUAUGUUCGUCCAAGGACUAUCAUUACAAUCUUCCUGGCUUGCGCCAGCGUGGAUCUCGUUGCUCUCAUGGACCAAACCACGCUCGCAGCCAGUCUAAACAUCAUCGGCAAUUCUCUCAAUGCCAGUAAUCAGACAGCAUGGAUUGCCAGCGGAUAUUUCAUGUAA
Messenger RNA from Colletotrichum fioriniae, 318 nucleotides. The record is from RefSeq and is a predicted model, not a curated record. NCBI's taxonomy places the organism in Eukaryota, Fungi, Ascomycota, Sordariomycetes, Glomerellales, Glomerellaceae.